AUGGCCUGGCAGCGCUUUGCAAUGGGGGUGCUCUUCAUGUCCCUGGCAGUGAUGUUGCAUUAUGGCAAUCAAAUCAGAGCAAAAGUGUUUCCAGAAAUCACAGACUAUUCUGAAUCUACGACAGCAGCAACCGUACAGGCCAUGGGAAAACCUUCUCUCCUGCAACCAGCUAACCAAGUAGCAGCAAGAUCAAUGGAUGGUCACGUCACCUCUCGAAUAGCUGCCACAACGUCCAGGCCUGAGACCCCAAUCACACACACAACAAUAAAAACUCUAGCAACAACUUCCCUGGUAACUACAAACAGCACCCCAUCCACCAGCCCAAUAAUCAGCACCCUACUCACAACUCUGGCCACAACCAACAACUCACACACGGCUGCUCCGGUAACUGAGGCUACAAUCGGCCCCAGCGCAGGUCCCAGUUCACCGCCCCCUACCAUCACCCCACCAGUCCAUACAACUGGAACCAGCCCAUCAACUGUCAGCCACACAACUGGGAAAACCACCCAACCCAGUAACCAGACCACCCUUCCAGCAACUUUGUCCACCUCACCACAAAACAGCACAACCAGUCAGAAGCCUGCUCAACCCACCCACGCCCCAGGACCAACCACAGCCACACACAGUACCACCCAAACAGCCUCACCAACCACCACGGCUCCUGGGCCCACCCUCGCACCUCAGCCAUCGUCAGCCAAGACUGGAACAUAUCAAGUUCUAAAUGGAAGCAAGCUCUGUAUCAAAGCAGAGAUGGGGAUAGAGCUGACGGUUCAAGACACGGGCUCGGUUUUUUCACCUCAGAGAUACUUCAACAUUGACCCCAAUGCAACUCAAGCCUCUGGGAACUGUGAUUUCCGAAAAUCCAAACUUCUCUUGAAUUUCCGGGGCGGAUUUGUGAAUCUCACGUUUACCAAGAAUGAAAACUCGUAUUAUAUCAGUGAAGUGGGAGCCUCUUUGACCGUCUCAAAUCCAGAGAAAAUUUACCACGGAAUGAAAAGUUCUGUGGUAAUGUUUGAGACUGUGAUCGGGCAUUCCUUCAAGUGUGUGAGUGAACAGAGCAUCCAGCUGUCAACCUGCCUUCAACUGAACACAGUGAAUGUCCAACUUCAAGCCUUUGAUUUCGAAGACAACACCUUUGGAAAUGUGGACGAGUGUUCGUCUGACUACACAAUUGUGCUUCCUGUGAUUGGGGCCAUCGUGCUUGGUCUCUGUGCUGUGGGUCUGAUUGUCUAUGGAGUCCGCCUAAGGCGUGAAGCAUCUGGAUACCAGAGAAUCUAACUGAUGCCUAGGGGAAAAGAAAAUAAUGGAGUUUAGAGAAUUCUGUCAUCAUUUCCAGGAUAUUGGAGACUUCCCUUAGAGUGUGGUCCUUCUGACAAUGUAAACCACCAUCUUUCACAAAAACCAAGUCAUUUCUGAUUUAAGUUCAAGCAGCACAUCAAUUUCUAAAUAUUUUUUGUGCAUUUUAUGAGAGAUCCAGUGAGCUGUUUAACAGUAUUUUCUACUUUCUUUCUAAAUAUUUUCACCACUCAAAGUCAACAUUUGAAAUAUGUUAGAUUAGCAUAAUGCAUGUAAAGUGAUAGACACCUCCAAAUUAUAAACCAAAGCAUCAAUUG
Molecule: messenger RNA, 1613 nt
Organism: Ceratotherium simum simum (southern white rhinoceros)
Lineage: Eukaryota; Metazoa; Chordata; Mammalia; Perissodactyla; Rhinocerotidae
Gene: LAMP3
Product: lysosome associated membrane protein 3
Biological process (GO): establishment of protein localization to organelle
Cellular component (GO): lysosomal membrane; late endosome membrane; plasma membrane
Source: RefSeq, a predicted model, not a curated record